AUGUCCAACCCCAGUGAGGCAGAACUCAUUCACAUGUUUAAAGGGGUUCUCUUUACCACCAGGUCUUCUCCAGAACUUCUACAGUCCUUGCAUACUUUUGACGCUAGAGAAGAUGAUGUCCUUUUGGUUUCCUACCCCAAAUCUGGCACUCACUGGCUUGCAGGAGUUAUAACAAAGCUUUACAAUACUCAAGUUACACUAACAUCUCCCAUUGAAUUUGGAGACAUAUCCAAACUGGAGGAACUGGAUAAAGUCGCAUCAAAGAGAAUCAUCCCAACGCACUUAGACUACAACAUGUUACCUCCAAAUUUUAAGAAUAAAAAAUGCAAGAUGAUCUACAUCAGUAGAAAUCCAAAAGAUACUGCAGUUUCCAUGUAUCAUUACUACAGAGAUAAUCCAAACCUUCCCACUAUUGACACCUGGACUGCUUUCUUUGACCUGUUCUUAAAAGGAGAUGUUGUCUGUGGAUCUUGGUUUGAUCAUUUCCUAAGUUGGGAAGAACAUGAAAAUGACAAAAACAUCCUGUUUUUGUUCUAUGAAGACAUGAAGAAGGAUCUCCCUAAGAUUGUAAAGGAAAUCAGUCUGUUCCUGGGUUUAAACGUCAGUGAUAACGAUGUCCAAGACAUCUGCAAGAAGUCCUCAUUCUCAGAGAUGAAAAGCGACACAGAAAAGGAAAACAGCGAUCCCAGCCACACCGUUUGUGCGCUGACGUCCAACAGGAAGCUGAUUUUCCGAAAAGGUGCUGUUGGUGAUUGGAAGAACCAUUUCACUCCAAAGCAGAACCGGAGGUUUGAGGAGAUAUUUAAUGAGAAAAUGAAACUCAGCAAAAUGGCAAAAAGUCUCACCUAUGAAUUUUGA
This is a messenger RNA of Phaethon lepturus (White-tailed tropicbird), 858 nucleotides long. Its product is annotated as sulfotransferase 6B1-like. The coding region runs from base 1 to 858 and encodes 285 amino acids. Gene Ontology annotation, molecular function: sulfotransferase activity. Lineage: Eukaryota; Metazoa; Chordata; Aves; Phaethontiformes; Phaethontidae. The transcript is spliced from 6 exons. The record is from RefSeq and is a predicted model, not a curated record. Gene Ontology annotation, biological process: sulfation. Gene Ontology annotation, cellular component: cytoplasm.